Molecule: messenger RNA, 644 nt
Organism: Corvus hawaiiensis (hawaiian crow)
Lineage: Eukaryota; Metazoa; Chordata; Aves; Passeriformes; Corvidae
Gene: BTC
Product: betacellulin
Exons: 6
Coding region: 1-537 (178 amino acids)
Biological process (GO): positive regulation of mitotic nuclear division; epidermal growth factor receptor signaling pathway; positive regulation of cell population proliferation
Source: RefSeq, a predicted model, not a curated record
AUGGAGGCGGCGGCGGCGGCCCCGGCCCCGGGCGGCGGCCCCGGUACCCUGCUGCUCUGCCUGGCCCUCGCCUCCGGCUUGGCAUUCUUCGUGGGAGCCGACACCAACGUCACCGCCGGCCACGGCACGGAGGGGCUCACCUGCGGCAGCGCCAAGGGAUGCACAGGGAACGGGACGCAGCUGCGGCGGCAGGGCCACUUCUCCCGGUGCCCGGAGGAGUACCAGCACUACUGCGUCAAAGGGAGGUGUCGCUUCCUCGUGGCCGAGCAGGCACCGGCUUGUGUGUGCGAGCGAGGCUACACCGGUGCUCGCUGCGAGAGGGUGGAUCUGUUCUACCUGCGAGGGGACCAGGGCCAGAUCGUCAUCAUCUCCCUGAUCGCCGCCAUCGUCACCCUCAUCAUCCUCGUCGUCGGCAUCUGCCUCUGCAGUCACCACUGUCGGAGGCAGCGUAGGAAGAGAAAGGCAGAAGAGAUGGAGACAUUAAACAAGGAUUCACCUUCCAGAAGCGAAGACGUGCGGGAAACGGGCAUCGCGUGAAGGAGCUCUCGGUACCUGCGGGCGGGUCCCGGACGGCAGCACCGGCUGGCUCCAUGGGCGAGGGCUAAAACGUGCAGCGGCUUGAAUAAAGGGGUGACGGAAAGGUG